Messenger RNA from Morone saxatilis (striped sea-bass), 1795 nucleotides. RefSeq names its product transformer-2 protein homolog alpha-like. Gene Ontology annotation, molecular function: RNA binding. The record is from RefSeq and is a predicted model, not a curated record. Gene Ontology annotation, cellular component: spliceosomal complex. Bases 150 to 1016 code for a protein of 288 amino acids. The transcript is spliced from 8 exons. Gene Ontology annotation, biological process: positive regulation of mRNA splicing, via spliceosome. NCBI's taxonomy places the organism in Eukaryota, Metazoa, Chordata, Actinopteri, Moronidae.
CGACCGCUUUUAGCGUUAGUUCAGUUCAAACCGGUUUUGCUUUGCGGUAAAUUCAGCAUGCAACUAGGUUAAAUCCGUCGUUAGAUGCUGUGAACCGCGAACCUUUUUUUAUAUUUUAUUUUACACAUCGACUGUCUAGUUACAAUAAUAUGAGUGACAACGAGAAAGAGUUCAGGGAGCAGGACUCACGGCCCGGCUCGAGGAGUGCAUCCCCUCGGGGCUCUGGGAAAUCCACCAGCCGCUCACCAGCACGCUCCAAAGAUGGCUCCCGACGUUCCAGGUCCAGAUCCCACUCUCGAUCCAGAUCAAAAUCCAGGUCCCGUUCCCACCGGAGUUCACGCAGACACUACUCCCGCUCUCGUUCCCGCUCCCACAGACGCCGCUCCAGGAGCCGAUCUCGUAGCUGGGAGUACCGCAGACGAAGGAGCCACAGCCGUUCCCCCAUGUCAAAUCGUCGCAGACACAUUGGCAACAGGGCCAACCCAGACCCCAACAGCUGCCUGGGUGUGUUUGGACUUAGUCUGUACACCACUGAGAGGGAUCUCAGGGAGGUUUUCUCUAAAUACGGCCCUUUGAGUGACGUCAACAUCGUUUAUGACCAGCAGUCGCGUCGCUCAAGAGGCUUUGCCUUUGUCUACUUUGAAAACUCUGAGGACUCCAAGGAGGCUAAGGAGCGUGCUAACGGAAUGGAGCUCGAUGGGCGUAGGAUCCGAGUAGAUUUCUCCAUAACAAAACGAGCCCACACUCCCACUCCUGGAAUCUACAUGGGACGUCCCACAUACGGUGGCGGCGGUGGUGGCGGCGGCGGUAGCAGUAGCGGUGGUUCAUCGCGGCGCACCUCAAGGGACUACGACAGGGGCUACGACAGGGGCUAUGACAGAGGGUAUGAACGUGACUAUGAUCGCUAUGACGACAGAGAAUACAGAUCGUACAGACGCAGAUCUCCGUCUCCUUAUUAUAGCAGAGGGUACCGCUCACGAUCCCGAUCACGGUCCUACUCACCACGUCACUACUGAGCAGCGAGAGAAGAAACAUGACAAAUUCAGUGUUAUUGCUUGGAUGCUUUUCUUUUUUUGACUGGAUAUUAUGUAUGUAAUUGGAAUUCUGGACUUGUUUAUGUAUUAAAGGUUUGAAAAGAUGGUCAUAACACGCAGUUUGUCGGAGAACCACAGUUUCAGUAGAAGAUCGGUUAUUAUCGAAUGUCUAGGAAGAAUCGUGUGAAUGUUCUGCCAAAAGUUUUAAAUGGCAGAAAAUGUGUUCAAAUGGAGGGGAGCUAUUCUCGGGGUCUGCACCAAAAACCUAUCACUUGUUCAUCUGCUUAUUUCUGCCCUAAUUUUUUUUAUUAAAAUCUGUGAAGUAAUUUUUGGGUAUCCUUGUGACAGCUAACAAACCUGUUUGGGACUGGCUUGGCUCGACAGACUUGUUUUUAUAUGAGCAGGAUUCUUUGUGCCAGUUAUAUUACAACUUCUUGUUUUGCUGUUCAUAUGUAGUUAGUUUCUUAAACUGUUCAGAUCCUAGUUUACUCUUUUGAAAUGUUUUAAAUGUUUCUUUUUCAAUUCUGUCUUUUUUUUUUUUUUCUUUUUCUGGUGGAUAAAUACUCUAGGUUGUAAAUAAGCAAUAAAAAAUUACUUGGGUCAUUUUGCUCUGUUUGGUAACAAUGUGUAGUAUACUGUAAUGAUCACAUUGUUCCAUGGUUUUAGAGGCAGCAAUGCUGCAGGUAUUGUACCACGAAGUCCCAUCAAAUGUUUGGAAUUUUUGUUUUUUCUUGACAGAAAUAAAAACAUUACUGCUUUUA